Fusarium tjaetaba is the source of this 5295-nucleotide messenger RNA. Its product is annotated as ankyrin protein. Gene Ontology annotation, biological process: carbohydrate transport; transmembrane transport; nucleoside metabolic process. Lineage: Eukaryota; Fungi; Ascomycota; Sordariomycetes; Hypocreales; Nectriaceae. Gene Ontology annotation, cellular component: membrane. The record is from RefSeq and is a predicted model, not a curated record. Bases 1 to 5295 code for a protein of 1764 amino acids. Gene Ontology annotation, molecular function: catalytic activity; protein binding; carbohydrate:proton symporter activity. The transcript is spliced from 16 exons.
AUGACAGACCACGAGGUGCAAGCAGUAUUGGGCAUGCAGCACUCCGAGAAGCGACAAUGGAAGCCCUAUUUGCUCGUCGUUAUGAUGAGCAUUAGUCUUGGAGCCAUGUCAUUUGGGUAUUCCUCUGGUGUUAUUGGAGCAACCGUUGCGCAACCCUCUUUCGUCGAGUAUUUCGGACUUGCGACUCGAUCGAACGCAACUAGUCUCAUCUCAGCUAUGAAUUCGCUCUUCUUUGCUGGCGCAGCCAUCUUCAUCUUGACAGUUCCCUUCUUUGCAGAUAAAUGGGGACGAAAAGCAGCCGUGGCAGUGUCGGCCGCUAUCAUCAUCAUAGCAGGGGCUGUUCUGGCCGGAUCUGUGCACGUCGCCCAAUUCAUUGUUUUCCGAUUUGUAUCCGGGGCUGGGACGUAUAUGAUGAUCUCGUCAGUGACGCUAUGGAUGACAGAGAUAGCACCCCCUUCAAUCCGUGGCAUUCUCGUUGGUCUUGUCGGAGCAAGCUUACUCUUUGGAUACGCAUCAUCGAUUUGGGUGGGCUACGGCUUUUAUUUCUUCCAGAGCUCAAAUGCAUGGAGAGUCCCGUUCGUGUUCCAGGGCUUUCCAGCACUCUUGUUGCUUGGUCUUCUUUACUGGCUGCCCGAGUCUCCCCGCUGGCUGAUGCUACAAGGCCGCCAUGAUCAGGCAAGGGAGAAUCUACUAAAGCUUCAUACUCCAGAAGAAGUGGAUGUCGAAUUCUUGCAGAUCCGCACACAGGUUGAAGUCGACAAGGCUCUCCCUAGCUCAUACUGGGCUAUGUUUACGAACAGAAACUACCGAAAGCGAACCCUUAUCGGCAUGGGGACCUUUGCGAGUAUCCAAACAUCUGGAAUUCUUGUAAUCAACAAUUACGGUCCUAUGAUUUACGGCGCACUCGGUUUCGGAGUCGAGACACAGCUCAUCUAUGCAGCUGCUUGGCUCACCUUGGGCUGGGGCGGUGGCUGUCUGGCACUUUUCGUCGUCGACAAGAUUCCGAGGCCUAAGUUCAUCGGCUACGGUCUCCUUACUUGCCAAGCCUGCCUGAUAAUCGAAGCAGCGUUGGUAGCCAACUUUGCGGGCUCAGACAACAAGACAGCCCUCCGAGCUUGUGUCGCGAUGCUCUUUUUGUUUGUCUUCAUCUACGAGUUUGCGUUGGACAGUGCCCAGUUUGUUUACUUGGGUGAACUGUUUCCAACUCAUAUACGAGCAAAGGGUGUCUCGCUGGGCUGUGGAACACUGGCACUGAUGAACGUCAUCUGGCUAUCUGCUGCACCCACUGCUUUCGCCUCGAUUGGCUGGAAGUUCUACCUAUGCUUUAUCAUUCCAGGAUGCUUUUGUGCCGCUAUGAUUCUGUAUUAUUUCCCUGACACGCUGGGUUUGCCGCUUGAAGAAAUCAAUGCUAUUUUUGAGGACGACUAUAGAGAUAGCAUUGUUGGCAUUGAAGAGGGAAAUGUAAAGGGGUCGUUCUCAGACAAGAGCCCUAAGGAAGUGGGUAGCAAGUUCACCGCUGCCCAGGAACAAUUCCACGAGGAUUUCGGCAAGAUCAAAGGCCACAUGGUGGUCAUCGCUGUACUGCCAAAUGGACAAUACGGGACAGCAUCUGCCGCCACUGUGGCCAAGGACAUGAUACGCAGCUUUCGUAACAUUCGAUUCGGUCUUAUGGUCGGGAUUGGCGGCGGGGCCCCUACUAAAGACCAUGAUAUUCGCUUGGGAGAUGUUGUGGUCAGCUCACCUACGGCGGGCCAAAGUGGUAUCUUUCAACACGACUUCGGGAAAGCUACAAAAGAAGGGUUCCAGCACACGGCGUCUCACAAUAAACCACCACCUUUAUUACUCGCUGCAGUAGCGGGGCUCAAGACCCAAUACGAGAGAAAGGGCCUUCAGAUCCAUGACAAGGUCAGCACCAUCAUCUCAAACAACAAGAGAUUGAGUGCCAAGUAUGGACGUCCAGAGGUUCCAGAUUCUCUUUUUUCACCUUCAGUUGGUCAUAAGAGUGCACCAUGUCAUGAGUCUUGUGUAACGGCCCCGACUGAUCUCAUAGAUCGCACCCCACGACAAGAACCUCUGGAAAAUGUUGAAGUCCACUACGGUACCAUUGCUUCGGGCGAUACUCUAAUGAAAAAUGCUGCUAAGCGAGAUGAGCUUGCUUCCAAGGCAGACAUUCUAUGUUUCGAAAUGGAAGCUGCUGGACUGAUGGAUGGAUUUCGAUGUCUCAUCAUUCGCGGAAUCUGCGACUAUUGUGACUCUCAUAAGAAUGAUGAAUGGCAAGGCUAUGCAGCUAUGACAGCGGCUGUAUAUGCUAAAUUGAUUCUUGGCCGAAUACGCCCAGAGGCUGUUGCAAGGGAACAGAUUAUGAUCUCAAAGGUUGAUGAAGUUAUUUCCAGCGUGGAGGAUCUGAAACGAUCCAUUGCAGAACAGGAGGUACUGGACUGGCUGUCAGAUGAAGACUACGGCACUUAUCAGCUCGACGAACGCAGUAAAAGGGCUCCGGGAACGUGCCAAUGGUUUCUGGACUUGCCGGAAUAUCAGUCUUGGGUCCAACAGAAGGGCAAAGUCCUUUUCUGCCCGGGCAUCGCCGGGGCUGGAAAGACGAUCCUUGCAUCUGCCGUCAUCGAAAGCCUUUAUUCCUGCUUUGAGAAAGAUACAAAUACUGCCAUUGCUUAUGUUUACUGCCUAUAUAACCGUGUCGAUCAGCAAAACUUCAACAAAUUGCGGGCAAGUUUGCUGCGACAGCUUUGUGAGCGACUGUCUCCUCUGCCCGAGGGCAUCAUGCAGCUUUACCACGAAUAUAAGCCUCGACGGGUGGAGCUCCCUCCUGAAAGGAUUACUUCAGAGCUCAAAGUCGUAUCAGGCCUGUUUUCAAAAGUCUUUAUGGUUGUUGAUGCGUUAGAUGAGUGGGCAGUGGAACACGGCGACCUCUACUCACUACCAGCCGAGCUUCUCCUCCUUCAACGGAAAUUGGCCAUAAAUCUACUGGCCACCUCCCGGCCAAUCCCCCUCAUUUCUAAUCAGUUCAACGACUACCCUUCGGUUUCCAUCACUGCUCAACAACAAGAUAUUUACGCUUACGUUGACAGCUUUCGGUGGCCAGAGUCGAGCUGCAUUGGUAAAAUAGCAGAAUUACAAGGCUUGGUAAAACAGGUCAUAUCACAAAUUGUUAGGGGGAUGUUUCUUCUGGCAAGGCUAUAUCUCCAUUCACUGGUAAACGAGACCUCUGAAAGAGAUGUUAAGGAUGCUCUACAGCGAUUCGAAUACCGAGCAAAGGACAACGAUAUCGAUCCAAAGUUCAAUAUCGUGGACCAGGCAUAUAGUGAUACGGUCAAACGGCUCAGAGAGCAACAUCAAAACUCUAGUGACCUAGCUUUCCGGGUCCUUGCCUGGAUAUGUUGCACUGGCUGGAAGCUACCAAUUUACGCAAUCCGAGAUGGCCUUGCCUUACGAGAAGGAGACACAGCUUUACGUGCGGAUGCCAUAGUUGACGAACAGUUAUUGCUCUCUGUAUGCUGUGGCUUGGUCGAGAUUACAAAGACAAGCAGAAAAAGAAAGAGGGAACUACGGCUCGCUCACUACACCACCGAAACCAUUUUCCGGCGUAAUCGGCAUUUGAUUGAUGAGUAUUUCCUCGCCCGCUAUUCACUUGAUAGUCGAUUACCUUCAAACGCCGAUGCCUAUCUUGCAAGGCAGUGUAUCACUUGUUUGUCUAUCGGCCUGCCGGACCUACGAGUUCCGGACCAUGGAGUUGUUGGCGAUGAAAGACGGCGGUGUUACAUUAUGUUCGACUCUUCCAUCUUUUCACAGCUCCGCGAAAAUUAUUCUCCUAAGAACAUAUUCAACUGGGGCUACCACGUGCGACGGAUCUCGCCCUUGGACCAAGUCUUUAAGACAUCCAUCGACUUCCUCCAAGCAUGUGGGAUAGCGGGCCAGGCUGUCAUUAGGAUUCUGACUGAUGCAAAGUGGAGCCAAGCAAUACAAGUAUCCCGAGAUAUGAUUGAUUUGCACCUGGCUGCGCUUUUCGGGGUUAGCGAAGUGGUAGAGUCGGUGAGGGAGAAUCUUGACAUCAAUGCAAGAGAUAGUUGUGGCCGGACUGCACUCGUUUGGGUACUAGAGUGUUUGGCAUUCGAAUUUGAGUUCAACUCUGACUACAGGAGGUCAGAAGAACUAAAUCUCGACAUAUACGACGGAAUUGGAAAUUCUCAUCGUCGUGUUGUCAAGGCUUUAUUGAGUUCGGGUGCUGACCCACACAUACCUGGAUAUAAUGGAGACACUGCCCUACACAUGGCCGCCAUCCUAGGAGAUGUCGAGAUCGUUCAAAACCUUCUCGACUAUGGAGUAGAAACUCACACAUCGAAUGAAUAUGGCUAUAUCCCUCUUGUAUUAGCGGUGCGGUAUGGUAAGGAGUCGACUUACAUGAAGCUCUUGGAGCGUGGUGCGGUCGACGCCUGUGGAGAAAACAGCCGCACAGCCCUCAUGGAGGCUGCCUUUGUUGGAGACUUGGCCCUAUUGGAACAGAUUAUUGGGAAAGGUGCUAAUGUGGAUCACCAAGAUCACAAUGGUGACACCGCUCUCAUGAUAGCGUGCAUUCGUGACCAUACCAAGGUCAUUGAGUCGCUACUUGCAGUAAACGCUCGACUAGACAUCACAAAUCACUCGGGGAAAGCUGCUCUUGACUAUGGAGGUGAGUAUUGUGGAGAGGAUAGCAUCAUGCGACUCCUCCACCAUAGUACAGAUCUUGCCAUUCGCGACCAAUCUUCCGGCAUCGUUCUUAUUUCCGCAAGCAGGUCUGGACGUCUAGAUAUUGUCUCCUUGUUACUAGAAGACGCGGCAUUGAGAAUUUCUCUAGAACAUCUCGACCUUGCCUUGUCACGGUCGUUCUCAAGGGGAAACGACAAAGUUGUGAAACUUUUGAUCAAUCAUAGAGCGAAGUGUAGUACGAACUUCGAUGAGAUGCCGAAACCACUUCUGUCACAUGCUAUUCGGGAGUUUGGCGAUGAUGUCGUCUUGCUGUUGCUAGAUACGGGCAUCAACAUGGAAGACGAGGACGGCAGCGGAAUAGGGCCCAUUCAUGCGGCUGCAUCGACAGGCACAAAAUUAAUGGUGAAGAGUCUAAUAGACAAAGGCGUUUCUGUUAAUCGUCGUGCCUCAAUGGGGCGAUUGCCUUUGGACUUUGCAAUAAGGCGUGAAGACAAGGACAAUUCUAUCGCCAACUUUCUCCAAGAACGCGGUGCAAUCACUGAGGGAGAGCGACUAAUUCGCUCUUGGCGAAAUAAAAGGAGCAAGAUUAACUAA